Camelus dromedarius (Arabian camel) is the source of this 1528-nucleotide messenger RNA. It is a transcript of the gene TMED6, whose product is annotated as transmembrane p24 trafficking protein 6. Lineage: Eukaryota; Metazoa; Chordata; Mammalia; Artiodactyla; Camelidae. The record is from RefSeq and is a predicted model, not a curated record. Gene Ontology annotation, cellular component: COPII-coated ER to Golgi transport vesicle; endoplasmic reticulum-Golgi intermediate compartment; endoplasmic reticulum. The transcript has 4 exons. Bases 667 to 1389 code for a protein of 240 amino acids. Gene Ontology annotation, biological process: Golgi organization; intracellular protein transport; endoplasmic reticulum to Golgi vesicle-mediated transport.
AGAAAAAUCAGUGUAAACUAACUAUACUUCAAUUUUAAAAAAAAAGAUUGGGGGUCUGUACAAUAUAAUAGUCUUUAAGUGGGUUUUGGAUAGCUUUAGAUGAAGGUAUCCAGUCGGGUGGAAGGUAGUAGAAGGAAGGUUAUCGGUGGAGGGGUUUGACCACUGUCUCUUGCUCACUCCAUUCAUGCAUUUAAAUCUUUGCACACUCUUCAUACUGUGUGUUGCUCUUAAGCUGUAGCACUGGGCAGAAAGAAACCCACUGAAACAGUUGCUGUCCUGUGUCUUAUAGAAGCAACUGGUGUCAUCUAGCAAUUUGAUACAAAUAAGAGAAAAAUCUCUUUAGCCACCGUGUACUGAGAAAUGAGUCUGUACAUUCACAUGGUUGUAAGUAAACUUGCCCAGUGUUUAUCCUCAGAAAGCAAGAACUGAAAAAUGACAGCCCGGAGGGAGGGUGGAAAUCUCUCUUCUAAAGUCGUAGCGUCUAUUCAGCACCUGUGCCGUAGGUUUGGUAUCAUGCCAGUUCUACUCUACAAUAUCUAUGUGUGGCCCUGAAACUGGCCUAAGUGUGACUUGUGGUGUUAAUGAUUACCCCAGCAGGUGUCUAAAGUAACUUGGUUCCACUGGGGUGCAAGCAGUUCACCCACGGAGGAGUCUCCAGAGAGCAGCAUGUUCCCCUUGCUCUUUGGGGUUGGACUAGUGAUUCUGAACCUAGUGACCUCUGCUCAAAGCCAGAAGACAGAACCCCUUAGUGGCUCUGGGGACCAGCCGUUCUUCCAUGGGGCAGAUCGAUAUGACUUUGCCAUCAUGAUCCCUCCAGGAGGCACAGAAUGCUUUUGGCAAUUUGCCCACCACGCUGGAUACUUCUAUUUCAGUUAUGAGGUUCAGCGGACACUGGGAAUGUCACAUGACCGACAUGUUGCUGCCACCGCACAUACCCCACAGGGUUUUCUCAUAGACACCUCUAAGAAUGCUCGGGGCCAGAUUAACUUCUCUACCCAAGAGACAGGUUUUUAUCAGCUUUGUCUAAACAAUCAGCAAAAUCACUUUGCUUCUGUGCAAGUGUACCUCAAUUUUGGAGUCUUCUAUGAGGGGCCUGAGAUGGACCACAAAAAGAAUGAAAGAAAACAACUGAAUGAUACUCUGGAUGCAAUUGAGGAGAGUACACGAAAGGUGCAGAACAACAUCUUUCACAUGUGGCGAUACUACAACUUUGCCCGCAUGAGAAAAAUGGCUGACUUUUUCCUUCUCCAGUCAAACUAUAACUAUGUGAAUUGGUGGUCCACAGCCCAGAGCCUUGUUAUUGUUCUUUCUGGGAUCCUGCAGCUGUAUUUCUUGAAGCGUCUCUUCAAUGUCCCAACGGUAACAGACACAAAGAAGCCAAGAUGCUAAGCUCAAACAACUACAGUGCCCUGGCUCUUUUUUUUUCUUUUCUUUUCAAAAUGGCAAUAAAAUAAUAAAAAUGUGUAUGUUCUGAGGUUAGCUAUUUCUAAAGUGUGCACUAAAUGUUACCAUUAAAAUACUGUCCAUC